This is a messenger RNA of Miscanthus lutarioriparius, 255 nucleotides long. The record is from the annotation of a GenBank genome assembly. NCBI's taxonomy places the organism in Eukaryota, Viridiplantae, Streptophyta, Magnoliopsida, Poales, Poaceae.
AUGACGCGGGCCGAGCAGACCCAGGCGCGGGAGCAGGCGGAGCUCGUCGAGCUGCGCCUCGAGGAGUCGCGGCGCGCCACCAGCGAGAGGGCCACGGCGAAGGCGAAGGUGGAACUCGAUGACGUCAGGGAACGCCGCGCGGCCGCGCUCGCGGACCUGCGGGAGGCGCGAACGGAGGCCGAGUCGCUGGAGAAGGCGCGCGCGCUCCGCGGCCGAGGCGGGCGCGGGCGCGGGAGUCACUGGAGAAGGAGCUGA